CCCUCCUAUGUGCGAGUGCCAUACGCCCUCUUAUGACAGCGCUGGUCCAUUGGUGGUGUUGUUUUUCUCCAAACUUUAUUAAUUACAUUUUCUCCGCCUUUGCAAAAAAAAAAAAAAGACGUGCAGAGGCAGCUCUGUACAAUGUAAUGUAAUUGGUUAAACAUUUAACAUACAACAGCAACUUAAAAAGAAAAAAACAUUUGGGAAUGGUUAUAUAAUCGAAGGUUAUUUUUAUUUAGUUAUUUUUAUUUUUUUUAAAUGCUCUGUCAUGUUUUGCUGUUCCGCACCUCAGUGACACAAAGUUUGUCCAAAUGGUGUUGCCCUACAUGGUCCACUGCAGAUCUACUUGUUUUUUCUCCUUCCCCAAACAACUAACUGCACAAAAUCUACCUCAGUUUGUAUCGAACGGGCCGAAUCCUCGUCACUAGCGGAAAGUGUUGGGAAAAUGUGUGCGAGGAGGACACCAGAGUACGAAAAGGAACUUUGGGGACCAAAAGAGGAGAAGGAGCCACGUCAACUACUGGACGCUGUGUUCAAUCUGCAGCCUCCAACUGUUCAACGCAGAGCAGACAUCAGUGGAAAUCUUUGUACUGAGCGGCAGGUGCCAGAUCCCCCUCACAUUAAAGAGGAGGUGGAGGAGGAGGAUAUUACCAAGUUGCCAUUCACUGGUCUCCGUUUGAAGACUGAAGAUAAAGAUGAAGGUCAAAGUGAGGAGAACCGAGGGUCGGAGCAGACAAGCAGCAACUCAAGUCAACACAUGACCGCAGAAGGUGAUGGAGAACACUGUGGAGGAUCACAAGAAGAUGGACUCAUCGCUCCAUUGUCAGAUAGUGAUGACCUGACAUCACACUCUUCUGACUAUGAUGAUGAUGAACAGUCUGAAGGUGAUAUGACAGGUCACACUGACAACAAACAAUGGGAAUGUUCUCAGUGUGGGAAAACCUUUGCUUAUAGUAGCCGUUUGAAACGACACAAAAGAACACACACGGGUGAGAAACCUUUUGCCUGCUCAGUUUGUAGUAAAAGAUUUUCUCAGAAGGAACACUUAAGGAGUCACACAAGUACUCACACUGGUGAGAAACCUCUUGUCUGCUCAGUCUGCGGUCAAAGAUUCUCCCAUAAGGGAAGCCUUAUUAUACACACAAGGACCCAUACUGGACAAAAACCUUUUUCCUGCUCAGUUUGUAGUCAAAGAUUCACUCAGAAGGGAGACUUAAGAAAACACAACAGAACCCACACUGGAGAGAAACCCUUUUCCUGCUUAGUGUGUGGUCAAAGAUUCUCUGUAAAGGGAACCUUAAAAGCGCACACAAGAACACACACUGGAGAGAAACCCUUUGCCUGCUCGGUUUGUGGCCAAAGAUUCUCUCAUAAGGGAAGCAUGAAAAUACACACAAGAACCCAUACUGGAGAGAAACCUUUUCCCUGCUCAGUUUGUGGUCAAAGAUUCUCUCGUAGGGGAAGCUUAAGAAUACACACAAGAACCCAUACUGGAGAGAAACCUUUUCCCUGCUCAGUUUGUGGUCAAAGAUUCUCUAAUAGGGGAAACUUAAGUAUGCACACACGAACCCAUACUGGUGAGAAACCUUUUCCCUGCUCACUUUGUGGUCAAAGAUUCCCUCUCAAGGAAAGCUUAAAAAGACACAUUAGAGCACAUACUGGAGAAAAACCCUUUGCCUGCUCAGUUUGUGGUCAUAGGUUCUCCAUAAAGGGAAACUUAAAAGCACACAUCAGAACUCACAAAGGCAAAGGGGACGCUUGAAAAUACACACAAGAACCCACACUGGUGAUUAAACCAUUUUCCUGCUCAGUUUGUUCCAAAAGAUUCACUCAGAAGGGACAGUUUAAUACACACAUAAGAACCCACACUGAUGAGAAUCCUUUUGCCUGCGCUAUUUGUGGUCAAAGAUUCUCUAGUAUGUAUGGGGCUAAGACACACAAGUGUGCUGCUGAGAAUGGCGGUGAUCAGAAAGCUUAGGUUAGGUUUAUUUGAUUAGCUUUCAUUCAGAGAAUAAUUUCAGAAAAGCAACAAAGGAUGAAGCCAUGGCUUAUGCCUGCACUGAGCUUUACAAAACAAAAAACAAACAAAAAAUCCAUCAAUGGACCAACACAAAUUUCAAUAUCUGACACGAGUGAAAUUAGGCAGUAAUAGAACACAUAUUUUGGCUAUUUAGACCUCUAUAGAGUGACUCUCUAACAUGGACCAAGUAUAAAAGAGUCGAUUUCAUUGUCAUACUAAUGUCCAGAAAAGGCUCCUCUGACAGCGACUUCUGUUUGACCCAGUUUUGUAUCCGCUUUGUCUGUAUUUGUCUGAUGUCUAAGACCCUCCCUUUCCCUCUGAUUGGUUGCCUCUGUGUAGAAGACCCACUUGUGAGAGCACACGUGUUUAUGUUGGCGGCACUGGCUCUGGAGCGGAGCGGUAGGCGGAGAUCUUCGCUAGUGACGUAGAUCAGCUUGAGAAAUUCUAAUUACCUGAUUUCAGGCCUCUCGGCAGAAAAGCCUCUGGAACUCAGCAAUGCGACGACCAUUUUAAUUAAUAGUACAUGAGUACUGAGGCGCCAUAGAGCCAAUAUUGCAUCCCAAAUACCCCCAAAAAAGUUGGUGUCUUUAAAAUAUGGCACCUUUCAACAAACAAAAAAACAAGCUUAGCACAAAUUUGUCGAAAAAGUCAAAGUAACAGGACUUUUCAUUUAUACCUUGGUCAGAUAUUUUUUCAGUACUUUAGUUUUUAAGUGGCUAAAUAAUGCAUUUGUUGCUUCUGGGUAUUUAGAUUGGUUAAUUAUUUUUUUGGUCUUUUCUUUUGUAACUUAAACAUGGGCUAAGAAUUGGUUUUGUAUGUUGCCCCAUGUCUCAACACCGUAAGUCAUGUAUGGAAGUAAUAGUGAGCAGUAAAGUGUAUAUAAAGAUUUCAUCUUGAGAACAUCCGUGGUCUUAUAGUUUUUUACCUUUUGUUUUUAACGUUGUCUUAAUGUGGCUUCCAACAAAGCUUGGCAUCAAUAAUCACUAAAAAAAAAUUAUUCUUGUACCAUAUAAUCUUUCUAUCUCAAUGUAAUAUGCUGUGAGUUUAAUCUGGUGUUUAAUUUUUUUAGUGGCAAAAAUGAUCAACUUUUUGUUUAAAUUUAGUGUUUAUAUUAAACCAGUUUUUCAAUGUCUUUUAGUUCAUUUUCCACAGUAUUCAGAAGCGGUUGCAGGUUUUUGUCUGUAUCAGCAAAUAAAACGCAUUUGAGUACUUAAGAGACAUUGCAGCUCAUUGAUUGAUUGAUUAUCAUUGAGAUAUAAUGUGAAUCAUUUGGGGCCUAAUACAGACCCUUGGGGAACCCCAUACACUUGUCCACAGCAGGUUUUGUAUAGUUUGGAUUUUUCAUUGUUAAAUUGCACAUAUUUAUAUCGAUCAUCCAAAUAAUUCACUUACAAUAUUUGCCUACCCUCUUAUACCAUAGCAGUUUUUUUCCAUUAAUAUAGUAUGAUCCAGAGUGUUAAAAGCUUUUUUUCAGAUCUAUUAAAAUGUCAACAGUGAAUUCUUCAUUAUCUACUGUAUGCUAGUAGAUAUCCCUACCACAAAAUUCCAUAACUGCCAUUGAGGUGGUCCUUUAUGCGCCAAAACCAAAUUUAUUUUCAUUUGUAAGAUAUAUUAUGUAUGUACAUAUAUUAUGUACUUCCCGAAGAAUUUUUUAACCACAUUUUUUAGAACUGUGGAAGUAGAGAUAUUGGUCUAUAGUGAGUAAAUUGAUGUUUAACUAGCUGUUUUCAUUUUUGAAAUGAAUAAAUGGCAAUUUGAAUAGAUUACAGAUGUGAACGUGCUCGAUAAUACUUUUUACUAAUAUCAAUAUAACAAUCAGUGGAUUUUUUGGGGGAAUUUUACAAUUUCUAGUAUUGUUUGCAGUGUUAAUAAACAGGAUGUUUUUUAUUUAUAUAUAUAUAUAUAUAUAUAUAUACACUAUAUUUCUUGGCUCUGGAAUUUCUUUUGCUGGGUCACAACCAAUAUGAACAAAAAUAUUACAUUUAUUAGAUAUAUCUCUAAAGUUUUCCGCAACAUUUUUAUCUUUUGUAAAAUAUUCUGGAUAUUCAACAUUUAUGGAACAAUUUUACGAUUUAAUACCCCACAUUUCUUGUGUAUUGCUCUUCUUUUACGCCAGUAGCGUGUGAUAAUGUUCGUUCUUGCUUAUUCAUAAAACAUCUCAUUUAUUUUUACAUUUUGUACUUUAUUUCAACAUAUUUUGUCCUUAACUUUAUAAAUAUUGUAAUUUUUUUUUUUCUUUUUGCAUGCAUGCGCUAUGCCUUUUGUAAUCCAAGGCGUUUUAAAACAAUGCUGUUUCCUGGUAACUGUUUCUAAUGGACAAUGUUUCUCAUAUACAGUAAACCCACAUUCUUGUAUUACCACAUUUAUCUUCAUGUUGUCUUUGUCUUUUCUAAAAACCUGCUGUGGACAAGUGUUGAAUUGGCACUGGUGCCAAAAUACUUCAAGCAAUGCAUGCAGUUUGUCCAAUGUUUUAGUGAUGUCAAUAUCAAAUAAGCGAAUGAUUGAUUGAAAUGGACUGUAAAGAAACUUUGACCUUUGGUGGUCAACUGUAAAGUGCUUAUGUGAUCCUAAAUAAAACUGUAAGAGUAACUCAA
Messenger RNA from Phyllopteryx taeniolatus (common seadragon), 4614 nucleotides. RefSeq names its product gastrula zinc finger protein XlCGF57.1-like. Gene Ontology annotation, cellular component: nucleus. NCBI's taxonomy places the organism in Eukaryota, Metazoa, Chordata, Actinopteri, Syngnathiformes, Syngnathidae. Gene Ontology annotation, biological process: regulation of transcription by RNA polymerase II; central nervous system development. Gene Ontology annotation, molecular function: RNA polymerase II cis-regulatory region sequence-specific DNA binding; DNA-binding transcription factor activity, RNA polymerase II-specific. Bases 446 to 1762 code for a protein of 438 amino acids. The transcript is spliced from 3 exons. The record is from RefSeq and is a predicted model, not a curated record.